GUAGCGGGUCUCCGGCGGGGUAUGCCUGCUUCUUCUCAGGGAAAGAGUUUGCAGGGGCAGCCCUAGUUCUUCCGACCCUGGACGUGCCGCCUCUUCCACAGGGGGGCGUCCUUGGGCUCGAGGGCGUCGGGGUUUAAAGUGGGGCUUGGCAACGAGGAGAAAUUGCGCGGAGGCUGCCUUGCCCGCGGGGGGUUGUGCCUGGGAAGGGCUCUGCGCCUUCCCCGACGGCUCCGUGGGGCGUGUAAGAUGCCCGUGGAGGGGCGAAGAAAGGAAGGGGUUUCUUGGAGCCAGGAGGGGCUGGUGUAGGGGAAUUUGGCGCUCUCCCGCCGCGGGUCCGAAGUCCUUCGGGGUGGGUGUUUCUCGGGAGCGCUGAGGAGGGAGCCUGCGAGUCCUUUCGCUGGCUGUUCCUGGAGCGACGGGGCGAACGCGGGAGAUGAAGGGCGGGGAGCGCGAUCCCUCGCCACCGGGGAAGUUGCAGGGCGAGGUGGCUCUGAAGGAAACUCUGGAGCCCCGCUUUCCAGCCUGGCUGCCUCGUCGGCUCGGUAAAGAUGGUGUGUGAAUGUUACUGACAAGAAUACAUUUCCAAGUAAGAAAUGCUACUUGAUUUAGUUUGCAUUCCAUCCCCUUGCCCUGAAGUGAUGCUCUUUAGUAACUUCUGAGACCUCCAGAUCUUCACAACAGUGUUCUCUACACGAGAAAAACUAAUUUCUGAGCAGCUAUAUACCAAAUUGCCUCAGCACCAAGAAGACCACCAUAUAACAGAAGCUGCUGAUGCAUGAUCAGAAUGAGUGGCUUAGGAGAGAACAUCUUGGACAAUAUGAACAGUGACUCAAGAAAACGCAAACCAUUGCCCUGUGAUAUUGCAGGACCAGGUCUUGUAUGCAGUGGAGAGAAGCGGCGACGUGAACAGGAAAGCAAAUAUAUUGAAGAACUGGCUGAGCUGAUAUCUGCUAAUUUGAGUGACAUUGAUCAUUUCAAUGUCAAACCAGAUAAAUGUGCAAUUUUAAAGGAAACAGUUCGACAAAUACGUCAAAUAAAGGAACAAGGAAAAACAGCAUCUACUGAUGAUGAUGUUCAGAAGGCUGAUGUAUCUUCAACAGGACAGGGUGUUAUUGAUAAAGAUUCAUUAGGACCUCUCCUCUUACAGGCAUUAGAUGGCUUCUUAUUCGUAGUAAAUCGAGAUGGAAACAUUGUAUUUGUAUCUGAAAACGUCACUCAGUAUUUGCAGUAUAAACAAGAGGACCUGGUUAAUACCAGUGUUUACAGUAUCUUACAUGAGGAAGACCGGAAAGAUUUUCUUAAAAAUGUACCCAAAUCUGCAGUGAAUGGAGUUCCUUGGACCAAUGAAGCACCAAGACAGAAAAGUCAUACAUUUAAUUGUCGCAUGAUGGUGAAAACGUUACACGAACUUAUAGAAGAUAUAGGGAGCAGUCAGGAAUCGCGUCAGAGAUUUGAAACCAUGCAAUGUUUUGCUUUAUCACAACCAAGAGCUAUGCUAGAAGAAGGGGAAGAUUUGCAGUCCUGUAUGAUAUGCGUAGCACGUCGUAUCUCUACGAUAGAGAGGGUAUUUUCCCCAAACACAGAGAGCUUUGUUACUAGGCAUGAUCUUUCAGGUAAACUUGUUAACAUAGAUACAAACUCCUUAAGGUCCAUGAGACCGGGAUUUGAAGAUACAAUCCGCCGUUGCAUUCAGAGAUUUUUAUGCCAAAACGAAGGUCAGCCCUGGUCAAACAAGCGGCACUAUCAGGAAGCUUACAUGCAAGGCAUUGCUGAAACUCCACUCUACCGGUUCUCUUUAGCAGAUGGAACAAUAGUGACAGCACAAACAAAAAGUAAACUAUUCCGAAAUCCAGUUACCAAUGACCGUCAUGGGUUUAUCUCUACCCACUUUCUUCAAAGAGAACAAAAUGGGUAUCGACCAAAUCCUAAUACAGUGGGACAGAACAUAAGAGCAUCUACAACUAUGAGCACAAAUUCAUGUGGUGGUGUUAUGAAUAUGGUGCCUGGGCAAAAUAUACCUCUUCAAAACAGGAACUAUGGCAUGGGAGAUCCUAACAUAAUGGGGCAGAUGAGUGGUGCUAGAUAUGGAGGUCCAGGAAAUAUGGGAUCAAUGAAUUGUGGGCAAGGAAUGCAGUCUUUUCCUUAUCAGACUAAUUAUGGAUUAAAUAUCAGCAGUCCACCACAUGGCAGCCCAGGCUUGAACGCCAGUCAACCGAAUAUAAUGAUAUCACCUAGGAAUCGUGGGAGUCCAAAAGUGAAUUCACAUCAAUUUUCUCCUGUACCAGGUGUACACUCUCCAAUGGGACCUGCCAGCAAUACCAGCAGCAGCAGCAGCUUUUCGAGCAGCUCCCUUAGUGCUCUUCAGGCAAUUAGUGAGGGAGUUGGAACAACUCUCCUAUCCACCCUUUCUUCACCAGGUCCUAAACUGGACAGUUCUCCAAAUAUGAAUGUUCCUCUGCAAAGCAAAAUGGGGAGCCAGGAUUCAAAAAGCCCCCCUGGCAUAUUUUGCGAACAAAAUCAAGUGGAAAGUUCAGUGUGCCAGUCAAACAGCAGGGACUCAAACAGUAACAGAGAGAGCAAAGAGGAGAGCCUUGAAGGUGCUGAUCAGAGGGGACCAGCUGAAAGCAAAGGACAUAAAAAACUUCUUCAGUUGCUAACUUGUUCCUUGGAGGAGAGAGGGCAUCCAACCCUUUCAAAUUCUCCCUUGGACUCUAGCUGCAAAGAAUCUUCUACUACUGCUACAAGUCCUUCAUCUGGUGUUUCAUCUUCUACAUCUGGAGGAGUUUCUUCAUCAAAUAUGCAGGAGAAGCAUAAGAUUUUACACAAGUUGCUACGAAAUGGUAAUUCUCCAGCAGAAGUAGCAAAAAUCACAGCUGAAGCUACUGGUAAAGAUCCAUUUCAUGAUACUAACACAGUUUCCUGUGGAGAAGUAGUAAAACAGGAACAGAUGAGUCCUAAAAAGAAAGAGAAUCAUGCUCUGCUUAGAUACUUGCUUGAUAAGGAUGAUGGAAAAGAUCCACUGUUAAAAGACAUUAAACCUAAAAUUGAAACUGUGGACACCAAGAUGGGACAGUGUUGUAGUUCUGCCAUACCUACAUCAAGUAAUGAAAAAGAGAUGAAAAUAAAGACAGAACCCACAGAAGAGAUGAGUGGUGAUUUGGUGGAUAAUUUAGAUGCAAUUUUGGGAGAUCUAAAUAGCUCAGAUUUUUGCAAUAAUCCUGUACCUACAAAUGGAGUUAAUAUGGGAAAUAAGCCACCUCUGUGCCAAGGAAAUACACCAAUGGGUGUUAGAAGUCCCCAGCCUAGGCAGACCAGCCGCCCUCCUUUCAACAGAGCCCUGUCUUUAGAUAGUCCUGUAUCAGUGGACUCGGUCUCAUCAGUGAGAAGUGUCAGUUCAUAUUCCAUGUUACAGAAGCAAAAUAUGAUGGCUGAGAGACCAAGAAUGAUUGAAAAUCAAGAAAAUUUUGGAGCCAAUAUGGGGGUAUCUAACAGAAAUGUCUCUGUGAAUCAGCAUUCAGCAAGCGAUUGGAGUCUACAGAAUUCAAAACUGAACAGGAUGGAACCUACAGCUUCUGGUUCAAUGGCAAGGGCUGGGUCAGACUGCAGCCCUUCUCUUGCCAGGUCCUCAAUGGGAGGAUCCAUGCCUGGUUUGCCCAUGAGGUCAAAUAGUAUGCCUGGCACCAGAUCAGUGCUCCAACAGCAAAUGAUCCAUAUGAGGACAAAUGAGAUUAAUAUAGGAAUGGGAGGGAGUCCUUAUGCACAUCCAGGACCACCUAACCAGCCAAAUGUAUGGCCUGACAGCAUGGUCUCCAUGGAACAAGGACCUCAAGGUUUGCAAGACAGGCAGUUAGUUAGAAAUUCCUUGGAUGACCUGUUAUAUACUACUCCAAAUGUAGAUGGCCAAAGUGAUGAAAGAGCUCUACUAGAUCAACUGCAUACAUUGUUGAGCAAUACAGAUGUUACCAGCCUUGAAGAAAUUGAUAGAGCCUUAGGAAUUCCUGAUCUUGUAAAUCAAGGACAAGCUUUAGAAUCCAAACAUGAAGCAUUUCAUGGCCAAGAAUCUACAGUAAUGAUCGACCAGAAGCCUCCAAUAUAUGGCCAGCCCUACCAUGGGCCAGGAGCAGGAAUGCCGGGUGGUUUCAGUAACAGCAUUCAGGGCCAACAGGCAGCCUUUAACUCAAUGAUGAAUCAGAUGAACCAGCAGAACAAUUUUCCAGUGCAAGCCAUGCAUCCCAGAGCAAAUGUCAUGAGGCCCCGAACCAAUGCACCAAAGCAGCUCCGCAUGCAACUCCAACAGAGGCUUCAAGGACAGCAGUUUUUGAAUCAGACUCGUCAAGCGCUUGAUAUGAAAAUGGAGAAUACCAAUCCUGGUGGUACAUCAGUGAUGAGACCUGUUCUACCUCCCCAGAUGGGAUCACAACAGCAAGGCUUCCUUAAUGCUCAGAUGGUGGCUCAACGCAACAGGGAGUUGAUAAGUCACCAUAUCAGACAGCAAAGAAUGGCCUUGAUGAUGCAGCAGCAACAGCAACAACCUCCAGCCUUCAGUCCUCCCCCAAAUGUGACCGCCUCGGGAAGCAUCGAUGGUGCUAUUACAGGCUCUCUGAUGGCUCCUGUCCCACCCCAACAAUUUCCAUACUCUGCAAAUUAUGGAAUGAGCCAGCAACCUGAUCCUGCCUUUAGCAGGGUAUCGAGUCCUCCUCAUGCCAUGAUGGCUCAAAGAGUUGGACCCUCACAAAAUUCAAUAAUGCCACAUCCUCAGGCUUCACCAAUGUACUCGACUCCAGAGAUGAAGGGAUGGCCUUCAGGAAAUAUUUCCAGGAGCAGUUCUUUUCCACAGCAACAGUUCAGCCACCCAGGGAACCCUGCAACUUACAACAUGAUGCAUAUGAACAACAGUGGAGGUCACAUGGGCCAAAUGAGUAUCAAUACUAUGCCUAUGUCAGGAAUGGCCAUGGGUCCUGAUCAGAAAUACUGCUGACAUCUCCUGCCAUAAUCUCCUGCCAGGCUGAUGCCAUAGAUGUUGAUGAACUGUAUUACAGGAAAGUGCACAUGAGUGUCAUGUCAAACGUGUACUAGCCUUAUGGAAAAACCACUUCCUUUUCCAUGAAGAUAUCCUAAGUGACUUUAUAAGUUAUGAAGUUUGGAUGUGAUGGAUAGAAUCAAAAUAUCACUGUAUAAUGUUAAAAACAAAGGUCAAAUAUUUUGGCACUCUACCUAUAGGAACAUGACAACAACAUUUGAGUAAAUGUAAUGGGCAGACAGUUCGUGUACUAGUUCUGCUAACUAGUUAGUCAAAGCCCAUAACCACAGGCAGACCAAAGUGCCUGGAGAAAUCUUGGUAAUAAUCUUGAAUUGCAGAGUAAGAGCCUCUGACAGAAUGUACUUCUUGGCCUUGAUGUAAACAUGAAACAAAGCUCUCAACCUUCAUGCUGCUGUUAAGGUUGCUUCCACAUGUUGGAAUUCUGAUGUGCAUGUUGCAGCUCAUAUGCUGUCAGACUCCAAAUCAUGCUCUUGAUGCCAAAAGGUUAUAGGGAGGUAUGUAUAAUUAUGGCAAAGAUUUCCAUCCUGAUGUGCAGGUUUGUGCACUUUAUAAAAUGGUAUAGGGAAAUGCAAUAUGGUUAAGAAUGACUGGAUGGAAACUCUCCCCUUUUCAAGACCAUUCUAAAUUGCUGUUACCUACUGUGUUUCUAAUCAUGGUAAUUGAAGCAAUAAUCACAUUUCUUGAACUUCAUAAAACUCAAAACAAGACAUUGGAGUUUGAAACAAAACUGUUUGUGAAUAUGUUUUGUAAAUAUCUUGAGAUGUUGUAUGAUAAAUAUAUGACUUUUGUAGGUCACUAACUCAUUUUUGCAGAGUUUGUGAAGCUAACUAUUUAACAAAGAUAAUUUCUGUAAACUCAAUUUAGUUAGAGUCGUCCAAAUAGGGUUUUUUUAUUAUUAUUUAAAUGGUUUUGGAGCUGGGUAACUGUAGCCCUUGUUGUCUAUUGGUUUCUGACAAUUUCUUUAGAAAAUUAUGUACUGGCUUUUUAAGAUAUUUUGGUCAUAUUUUAGUGGUCUUAAAUUUUUCUCUACACUUCAAGUGUGCACUUUGUUACUUUUUUUUAUAGAGAGCAAUUUGUUGACAAAAAGGCUCAUUUUAGCUGUUAACAGUUUGUUGAAUUUUUAAUAUAAUCUGCUUUUUCAACAAAAGAGCCUCCACUCCAGGCCAUUUGGCUAACUUUUAAUGAAGCUCAGUGUUACUCAGAACAUGUUUUGUGUGGGUUAAAUGUCUUCUGUCAUCAGGAGGCCAAAUCUAUUAUGUAACUACUCAGAACCUUUUAUGGGUGGCAAUCAAUAUCACACCUAAUUGCAAUAUGAGCAACCAAUUUAUUUUUAAGCAGUAUGCUUCAUAUCAUUAUCUACAAUUUAAGGCUAGAAAUGCCAUAAUUUUUUCUUUCAAUUUUAUGCCAUAUAAAUUAAGGUCUAUAUUGCCUUUUUCUCCAGAAGAAAAAAAAAACACAGAAUCAGCUAUUUCAAAAGGCAGAUUAAAAUGUCUGAAGCAGUGUAGUGUGUAGUUUCAUUAUUCCUAUUACAUUUUCAAAUUAGUUCUUCCUGAAUAUGUAAACUGGUGAUUUUGAUUAUUUGUUUUGUAUUGGAAAACUUGUUUAAUUUUUGCAUUAGUUUUGCAAUUUUAUCCUAAGGGAUAGAAUUAUUUUGCUCCCCCUACUCCAAAGCUGCUGCAUUCUGAGCACACUCUGAAAUAUGACCUUCUCUGUGUAAUCCACCCAGUUAUUGUGUUUCAGUUUCUUAAGGUCGUCCUUCAAAAAGUUGAAUUUUGAUCCAGAAUUAUGUGUCUUCUGAUGUGUGUAUUUUCCCUGCAAAUGACCAGAAGCUUCCUGACCCUUUUACUUUUUAUGAAAUAUCAUUUAAUCUGUAAGUUAGAUUUAUAUUUAAAGUUUAAAUUGUGAACAGCUUUGAGUAAUUAUUUAAAGUGUAAUUCAGCUGAAACUCCACAUCUCAUCACAUAUUAAAACCCCAAUAUUAAAUAAUAGAGGAAGUAUCUUGCAUGUACUCAUAUCAAAACUUCUGGGCAUUCAAGGUGCCUCUGAAUUGAGGCAUGUCGUGUUGUGGAUCUUCUUAUUACAAUAAAAAAAAUAUCAGCUUUUCAGAAGCCACUUUCUAAUUCCUCCAGUGCAACUGCAGGGUGAAAAGCUAAAAGGCAGAUGUGUGCAAAAGAUUAUGAAUCCCAAACUAGUUUCAGGUCUGAAGGGGGGUGUUCUGACCUCCUGCAACGCAUUCCGAGUAAUACGAGAACUCUUCCUAUGAAAUUGGAACAGCCUGUUUUGCUCAAAACAUUAAGCUUUCAUCUUAAUUGAAGAGCUGGUAAAAUUCCAACUUUUAUAAGGGUUGAGGAUUUUGGUAACAGCUGUGAGUUUAGUUGCUUUGGUGAAGAUUGAUCUCCCGUGUGACAAGCUUUCUGUUGCCCUUUUUGAAUUCUGGGUGAAUUCUAUGUGUAUUUCUAAAAUCUGGUAGUACCUGCUGUCCACUGGUUCUUUUCCCAGUUGCUACUUUUUUAUUGAUUCCAACCAUUUCAGUUCUAACUUUAUUAAAUAGAAAAACAAUCACACAUUUCAAAAACUGCAUUUCUACUAAGAAGAACAUUCUAAACCAGUGUUUCUCAAUCUUGGCAGCUUUAAGAUGGGUGAGCUUCAUCUUGUCCACCCAUCUUAAAGCUGCCAGGGUUGAGAAACGCUGUUCUAAACACUGUUAAUUCCAAGUAUCAUACUUGGAAUUAAAAGUACAGGUUAAAAAGCAUUCAGUGUAUCAUCACCUUCAGCAGCUGUAGUGCUGAUUGUACAACAUUUGGAUGGCUUAUUGUGACAAGAUUAGGUGGUAUUGGUGUCUUUUUAAAUUGUCUCUGUAAUAAGCAAGUCCAUUCCCAUCCCAUCCAACAUGUUUGUUGGGGUGCAUACAUUUUUUUUCUGCUUCUCUACUCUUCGUGCUUGGUGAACAGUUUUAGAUACUUUGUGGCAAGAUACAUAAACUUUUUUCUUAUUCUUUGUGCUUUUACUUAAGUAAAACCUUCAGAUGAAACCAUUUGAAUGUUGCACAAAUUAGCAUAGAGAAUCUAGUAGCAGACUCAUGUGGCAGUAAUGAUGAAACCCUUCAGAUGAGAGCAAUAUUUCUUAUUAUCUCAGGAGAAAGGCAUACAGUAUUUAAAAUUAAUUCUAACAGGAGUUUACACUUAAAAUGACUUGUAUAUUGAUCUUUACAUCACACAAAGGCCUCCUGUGGGCACUGGCAUUUGAAACAAAGGGGGCCUGGCAUAUGGUCUUGUUUUUAUGGUUUUGUUUUGUUUGAAUGUUAAUAAUAAUAAUAAU
Molecule: messenger RNA, 8359 nt
Organism: Candoia aspera
Lineage: Eukaryota; Metazoa; Chordata; Lepidosauria; Squamata; Candoiidae
Gene: NCOA3
Product: nuclear receptor coactivator 3
Exons: 24
Coding region: 776-4978 (1400 amino acids)
Biological process (GO): positive regulation of transcription by RNA polymerase II; cellular response to hormone stimulus
Cellular component (GO): nucleus
Molecular function (GO): protein dimerization activity; nuclear receptor binding
Source: RefSeq, a predicted model, not a curated record